Molecule: messenger RNA, 548 nt
Organism: Camelina sativa (false flax)
Lineage: Eukaryota; Viridiplantae; Streptophyta; Magnoliopsida; Brassicales; Brassicaceae
Source: RefSeq, a predicted model, not a curated record
GAAUGUUUUAUGUGGUCAUGCUGGUCCUUGGUGUUACAGAGGCUUUGAAGCAGGUAUGGGAUUUAUCUGAUCAAGAUAAUGACAGCAUGCUCUCCUUGCGGGAGUUCUGUAUUGCGGUCUAUUUAAUGGAGCGUUACAGAGAGGGCCGACCUCUUCCUCCAAUGUUCCCAAGCUCUAUAAUACAUAGUGAGAGCAUGUUUACCGCUCCUGGUCAAUCUGGGGCACCGCAUGGCAAUGCAUCCUGGGGACAUCCACAUGGUUUCCAACAGCAACAACCUCCUGGGGCCUUGAGGCCACCAGCUGGUCCCAAAGGAAAGCCUCCAAGGCCAGGUCCUCUAUCCUCUAGUGAUGGAAUGGUCCCGCCCACUCAGCCGAAACGUAAAAUGCCUGAGUUGGAAAAACAGCUGGUGGAUCAACUUAGCAAGGAGGAGCAGGAGUCACUCAACUCGAAGUUUAAAGAAGCAACUGCUGUUGAUAAAAAGGCACUCUCUGGUUUCUCUCUGAUUUUAAUUUGUUAAUGUGGUGAAUUCCGUUGGUUAUCGUGAUUU